AUGGUCCUCGAUGCAUUCCGUCCGACGGCUGAUUCUUUUCGGACGAGGAUGGCUGAUGUCCAGGCUGAUAACCAUAACGGGAACGGCGGCUCGGGAUCUAAGUUGCCCCGGAACGUCUUAUGUCUACUCGAUAUCGACUCUAAUCUCACUGAUACCUUGAUAUGCUUUGAAAUGCCCCUCUUCUCGAUCCUUCACCUAUAUGCGUUCUCACAUAAAGACUUCGUAGAGCCCAAUGUAGCCUAUUGCGGACGAUUGCCAUUCAUCCAUGCGUUUCGAGAUAGCAUCUUAGGAUUCAAAGACGUACUAGAAGAUACAGUGAUGACGCUACGGGGUACUGGAUUCUCUUACAAAACCUUUGAGCCCGCCGAGGGUGCUCUUCACCAUCAUGGUAUAGUACGCGAGCGACGAGUCCGUGCUGGGCUGCGUUACAGUGCAGGCGGAAAGCAAAAGUAUUGGUUACCGAUGGCGGGAGAGAACGAGGGAUCCGCUUACGGUCGCAAGCCGACGAGUGAACAAGGUCCAGAAGCGCGGAAUACUCGGUGGACGAAGUUUAUGAACAAGAUCACGCCUGGGAAUGACCUCCUCGAUAGCAAAUCGGGAUACGCACCCCUUUUACCCGAACAAGCUGCCGAGGUGAUUCACCAAGAGGGCAUAUCUAAUACCGAGACGGAACGACGUCCGUUAAACGAUUACUUGAUGGGCAACGUUGGCCGCUGGGAUCUCGAGGGCUUCGGAUACGGUACCAAUGACAACGGCUCUGAUGACGGAUCUGACCUGGACGAUGUUGCCUUUGGCGAACCUCGAUCAGAAGAGGAGUUGCUUUAUCGUGAUGCCCGCAGAUUGACUUAUGGUGACUAUAACAAUCCAGUCGUCGAUGCGUCGGCGGAAGAGGCCAGUCGGCUCAUGCGGGCACGAGAAGAUGGAAUGCUGGCUGCCCACCCAGCUGCUCCCGCGAAUAAAAAAGGCAAAGCUCGAAUGAAAGGCACCAGUCUGCCAGCUGGCACAAGCAGGAGGACGAGUUUACUCCAUGAUGAUGAACUACAUGAGGAGCCACUCAGCCCAAGUAAAGGGCAUGAUAGGCGCCUUUCGAGUCUCCUCAGAUCACCGCCAUCUAAACGAACAAAUGCCAACUCGCAUUCAAAUUCCUUACCAGAAGGAUGUGUAGAUUUAUUUGUAGAAGACCGCGCAGCGAUGGAAGAGCGGACGCGAAGGAAUCGGCUGAAAGGCGAAGCCAAUCGGUUCACGGGCGUCUCGCCCGAGAGGGUCUUCAAGGUGCUCCAUCCAGAUUUGACGUCGAUCGAUGGACCGGCUAGUGUCUCGAUCGCUGGCUCCAACAAGAAACGGGGAUCGGAUGCUCAGCAGCAUUCCAGAGUGGACUUCUCGAUCGAUGUCGAUCGUCAAAUUCCAUCAUCAACAAACGACUCGGCCGCUCCCGAGGUCCAGAUGAUCGUCAACUUGCAAGACGAUUUGCAGGCCGUCCAGGUCGACCAGAGCUCCCCGCCUGCAAGCCCCAUCAGUCCGAAAUCUUUCCUCCAUGAUUACCAUCGUCAUCAUGCUGUUCCUGAUGAGGAAGACCACAAAACUCAUGCCAAGCCCAGGAAACUACCCAGUCUGAGUAGCAGUAUCCAGCGAAAUCCUUGGGGCCAUGAUUGA
Puccinia triticina is the source of this 1653-nucleotide messenger RNA. RefSeq lists its product as uncharacterized. The transcript is spliced from 4 exons. The coding region runs from base 1 to 1653 and encodes 550 amino acids. Lineage: Eukaryota; Fungi; Basidiomycota; Pucciniomycetes; Pucciniales; Pucciniaceae. The record is from RefSeq and is a predicted model, not a curated record.